CGCGCAGCCAGCACGGGCGAAUGAGCGAGCGAGCGAGCGCGCGCGCGCGCGGCGCGAGUCGCGACCCGAACCGCCAUGUUAGCGAGAUUUCUCCGUGCUUUCACCGGCGGCCCAUGACCCAAAAAUCGAUCCCGGAGCCGCCGCCGCCGCGACCGACGCGAGGGCCACCUCGGUCGCGGAGCUGCGCGUCAACAUCGGGCGAGCGCUGCCCGAAUUCCGCAUCCAUGGUGUGUCCUGCGAGUGCUCGUCCGCCGCCUCGGAAGUGGGAAGCGUCGCUUGUAGCGGAGGAUGAGAGGGCGUUACGGCUCAGCUGAUGCUGUUGAGGCAGCGAAGAACCACGUUCCGCUCAUUCUAUGCAAAUCCAACAGACCAAUGGAAAGGGGAAGGAACGGAGCCCGAUAUUUCAGAAACCCCCCACAACCGCACAUGUGCAUACAGGAUUUCAUUGAGGACACAAACGAGCCAUGUUUUAUCAAUGUGCUAUCAUGGCAGAAGAUUUCCACCCCUCGUAAACCAGAAGACCCUAUACCCCUCUACGGGGGUAUGCGAGUACCACACAAUAGUUCUGCUGCAAUGACACUGAGCAGUCACUUUGGGGCAAAAGUUCAGCCUGUAAUCUUUGCAGUGAUGGCAAAUCCAGAAAUUCUACGUCUAAGUGGGAAAACAGCACCAGAUCCAUCAGAUAGAGAUGCUUUGGUGGAACUGAUGAUUGAUUUUGUGGAAGCUAUGAACCCAGAUGUUAGAUUUAAACGUGAAUUCACUGUGCUCAGAGACCGGGAUUUGGCAGGGGAGCUCAAAGACAUCUGGUUAGCCGUGCAAGCCAAAAGAGAAAGAGAAAGAGGAGAAAAUGGUAGGAGAGAAGCAGAAAAGUUCCGUGAAAACAAAGAUGAACAGUGGCGGGAAGAAGUGAGACAAAGGGCACCGAGAAAUAUUGACAAUGAACUGGAACAAAAUAUUCUAUCUUCACCUGUCCAUGGUCAAGACAAAGAGAAAAUUGAAAUUGCUUCACAAGAACUUUUUAUGAGACAGGAAGAAGAUAGGAGAUAUCAAACAGAAAAAAUUGAAGUUGGGGCAGUUGAAGGGCAGCACCACAGGGAUGGGGAAAUUUCAUCUCUUUCCCUAACCACAACCACCGACCUGACAACUACUCCGUCCACAGAUCCUUUGAAUACAAAUAGUACUCAACAUAUGGGGGCCAUAAAUUAUGAAGAAGAAUCUGUUUACUCAUUGAUUAGAUCUCAUUAUGAACAAGAGUUUAACAGGACAGAGGGUAACACAAUAAACACAACACUUAGUUCAGAUGAAAUGUCUGAACAAAGUUUUCCCAAUGUGUAUACUGCUACUUGCUUCUCCAAUUCUCGUAAUGAAACUGGAGAUAAUGUGGUUUUUCCAGUAUUUUCUGAAAGUGUAGUCAGAGAUCCAGUUUCUACUUUAGAAGCAGCAUCAGGCAUUGAAGUAAACACAUCUGUAAUUGAAUCAAAUGCUUCAAGAAUAGCAGUUCAGCACGAGGAAAAUUACUUUUUAUCUCAUAAACAUCAAGAAACAAGUCCAAGAAAUGAAAACUCUUCUUCUCUCAAUGAACAAUUUGGUAUUUGUGACUCUACUGACUCGUCUAUUAGACACAAUGUAUAUGAAUGCAAAACUCAUGUCAAAGGAAAUGAAAAUGAGUCUAAUGAAGGUAAACCUUGCAAAAAUUCUGGUUUACUAACCUCUGAACAUAGAGGAGUUCCAAUUGAAAAAGAUAAUUUGUUCUCUGGGUUGUCUGGGGAAGCAAUGUUUUCGAACAAUAUAGCUCAAGUGCCAAAUGUGGCAGGCCGUAGCCAUGAAGACCAUCUCCCUACUUUGGGUGAGUCUCAAGGAGUGAAAUUUCCUCUUGGUACUGACCACAAUACAGUUGCCAUACCUUAGCCUCUGUACUUUCAGACAUGACACAAUUCUUGUGAACAUUGUAUGAACUUGAACAUGAAGCUGCUUCUAAAAGAUUUUUUUGCCGUGAAGAAGAUAAAGAGCCUUCAUUGAUGGUAUAUGUUCAUUUGUUUUUAAAAUAAAUCUUUUAAUGCAUUGUCAUUUUUAUAUAAUGCAUGUGUAACAUAUUCUGCAUUAAUUUGUGGAAUGAAAUGCUGUGAGAUGGAUGCCAGAAGAAUGUUUGUAAUCAAUACGCACAGUGGCGGUUCGCUUGUCAAGUUUAAAUUAGUAACCACUAUGUAAUCACCAUUGCAUGAAAAAAUGAUGUGUGAAAACUAGUGAACUGCCAGGACAGCUGAAGCCAUGAAGCAAUUUGGUAGAAGUGAUAAGAUGUAGAUGUACCAAGAAAAAGUUAUAGAUAUUGAGUUAUUAUAAUGCAUUCCAUGUAAGUCUGACAAGUUUUAAAAGUAGUGUGAACUGUGGAAAGAUAGAUUCUCUGUACAUUGCACACAUUUGUUAGAGGUAAUUGACAAAGAAUUGUUGCCGGAAACCAGGCUUGCAGUUUUAGGUUAGAUAGCUCUGACAGAGAACAGCAUUUUCACAUGCUUUGUUUGUUCACAGUUGUUCAGCAUAGUAACUGGUGUUAACUGAGAGUUUCUUGUAAGUGUAAUUUUUGCAAAGAAUUCAAUCAUGAGAGUGAUAAUUGCACGAACCGCCACUGAGUAUUUACCAUGCUGGGUUGCCCUAUAUUUAUUUGUUACAGAUACACGUGUUGAAAACAACACUGAGUACUGUAGAUAGUUGUACAAAUGUAUUGCUUUAAUCUGAAUGUUCAGAAGUUUUCAAAUAUUAGAACAGUGUACUGGAUGUAGGGGCAUGGAAGUCUUUUAUGCUUUAAACAAUGAUUUUUUUAAUAGAAUUAUAUAUUUAUUAAUAGAGCUGUGAUUGCAUGCCAUUGCAUUAGCAUUAUUACUAUAUCAUGUGCAAUUAGUAGUACUAUAUUAGUAUUACUGUUACCAGUUAACUUAUUUCCUAUUAUUAUAAAUGCAUCUUAUAGUAUCUUGGGAAACAAUGAUUUAAAUGCACCAAGGAGGAAUUUCUUGAAUUAGCAUUGAAAUACAUAUUCUGUUGUUUUCUGACUAAUGUUUACGAGCCUACUGCAUCAACGUACCGUAUUGUAUUGUUUGUCUAGGAAGAUCCUUAUUUUAAUUGAAUGUAGUAGUUUUGUAAACAUGUGACACCACUUCAAUAGUGAAUAAUGAAUCCUGAGAUGUAUGGUACAACUUGGCCAUGAGCCAAGGCAACGUUAGUAGAAAGUAAUGAAUUUAGAAUUGCUUUUAAUUGUGAUUUUGCCUUUAAAAUGUAUUGAUCUCAUUUGUCAGUUUAGAUAAGACAUGUAUAAUACUGUGUUUCAGUGUUAUUUGUUGAUAUAUUUCGUAAUGAUAUUACAAUUUAAUGGGCAUUUACUUUCACCACAGAUCAAAGAUCUGUAAAGUGUUGAAAUAGCAACUGCCUGUUACAUAAGACGUUAUGAAAUAACAUAGUUCUUGAAUAUAAUUCUCCUUUGUUAGUUGUAUCUCUGUCAACAUUUUAUUCAAUAAAAUGUUGUCAAUAUGAUAUAAAAUAUUUGGUUGUGAUUGUAUGUUUCUGUUUAUGAUUUCCUUCAUGAAUAGUGCUUACGUAUUCCCAUGGAAGUAACCUUUACAAGGAAAACAUGCAUGUUUAAAUGCAUUACCCAACUAGAAAGAACUAUUAAAAAUAUUGUUAAUGGAACUCAGGAUGUAAUUUAAAAGAAGUGUAAAAAUACUCAUAUCUCUUUCUGUAGUAAACCUUCAGAACCUUUUGAAAAAAUGAUUUUACUAAGUAAGAUUCUGUAGAUGGAAGCUAAUAGUAUAUAUAUAAAUAUAUAAUUUCCUGGCUCUUCAUCAAGGGUUGCUUUUAAGCAUUUUUUGCCUGGUGUCAGACAUAGCUUUACCCAUCCAGUAAUAUUUCAUCUCAUAUAUACCUAUUGAUGUAUAUGUGUAUAUAUGAAAUUGCAUAGAAUGUUCAAUCAUAUAUUACUACUAAUUGGGCAACCUUGACAUGAUUGAUAGGUUGGAUAUGUCUACUUCAUUAACAGUUGUCCCAGAGUUAUUUUUAAAGGCUAGUGAAUAUAAAAGAACCACUUCAAGAAUUUUUCUUUCAAAGUUCAUGAACUUUUCUUUUAAUUAUUGGCUGGAUUGUUCUCAUUAAGAAUCUACAUUGGUUUUUAUAAAUUUAUUACUUGAAAGGUUUGAGGAAAUUACACAACUCCAAGUUCUCAGCUGCCUUAUCUGUAACAUAAUGACAUUUUUCAUGUUCCUGUUUUGGACUUCAUUUAGCAAUGUCAUAUAAAACUUACAGAAUUUUGCAAUAGCAUGUUUGUACAUCAUAAAAUGUUCCUUUGUAAUUUAUUUUAAGCAAAUAUUUAUUUUGUAUUUCAUUCAUGUUCUUAUACAGUGCCAUGUUUGUCUGUAAAUUUGGCUUCAGAAUAUAAAAUAUAAAAAG
Gryllus bimaculatus (two-spotted cricket) is the source of this 4431-nucleotide messenger RNA. The record is from the annotation of a GenBank genome assembly. NCBI's taxonomy places the organism in Eukaryota, Metazoa, Arthropoda, Insecta, Orthoptera, Gryllidae.